CAGACUUCUGUCUCUGUCUGUAAUCUCACAGAGAUAAAGAAGAGGAAGAUGUCCUCAUCAUCCUCAUUUGAUCAUUGCACCGGGGCAUAAAGACAUGAUGGAGGCUGUGUUUUCUCUGCAGGGUAAAUCGGUGCAGCUCAUCUCUAAACGCUUCACCGUCUGAUUGAUGACGACGCCAACCGGAAGCGCUGCAGGGGUUCUACGUCACUUGACAGUGUCGGUUGCCGAUCACGCGAGCUGCAGUGGAGAGUCUGUCUGAUCUAACGGCGGAUCCAACCGGAGACUUUGUGGACGUUAACUCAUCGUUACCGUUUGAAUUAUCACUAUCCGGUAACUUGUUUUUUAGCCUUCUUGGGGCUAAGUACGGAUUCAUCCUGGAAGCACCCGGAGAACCGCGGAUAUCAACGCGGCAUGGCUGCUUCGUGACCCGCGGCAGGUGCGAGGAGAUGCCCGGGGAGCCGCCGGCGGGAACCGGCCGAGUGGUGCUGGUGAAGAAGAUCAUCAUGAAGGACGGAUCUGCGCUGCAGCAGGGCAUCGGCAGGCCCAGCGUCUAUCAUGCGGUCGUGGUCAUCUUCCUGGAGUUCUUCGCCUGGGGAUUACUCACCACGCCCAUGCUCACUGUUUUACACGAAACCUUCCCCCAGCACACGUUCCUCAUAAACGGACUCAUCCAGGGCGUGAAGGGUCUGCUGUCGUUCAUGUCGGCUCCACUGAUUGGUGCGUUGUCCGACGUUUGGGGGAGGCGGACCUUCCUGUUGGUUACCGUCUUCUUCACUUGUGCUCCGAUCCCGCUGAUGAGGCUCAGCCCGUGGUGGUACUUUGCCAUGAUCUCCAUGUCCGGAGCUUUCUCUGUCACCUUCUCCGUCAUCUUCGCCUACGUUGCUGAUGUGACGGACGAGAGAGAAAGAAGUACAGCGUACGGCCUGGUGUCGGCUACUUUCGCAGCCAGCCUGGUGACGAGUCCGGCGAUCGGGGCGUACCUGUCCGCCUGGUACGGUGACAACCUGGUGGUGCUGGUGGCCACGCUGAUCGCUCUGGCCGACAUCUGCUUCAUCCUGUUGGCCGUGCCCGAGUCUCUGCCGGACAAGAUGAGGCUCAACACCUGGGGGGCGCCAAUAUCCUGGGAGCAGGCGGACCCGUUCGCUUCUCUGAGGAAGGUGGGUCAGGACCCCACGGUCUUACUGAUCUGCAUCACUGUGUUCCUGUCGUACCUGCCUGAAGCAGGACAGUACUCCAGCUUCUUCCUCUACCUGAGACAGGUCAUUAACUUCUCCUCCACGACCCUCGCUGUUUUCAUUGGCGUUGUGGGCAUCCUGUCGAUCGUAGCACAGACUCUGUUCCUCACGCUGCUCAUGAGGACUCUGGGGAACAAAAACACGGUCCUGUUGGGUUUGGGCUUCCAGAUCCUUCAGCUGGCCUGGUACGGCUUCGGGUCCGAGCCUUGGAUGAUGUGGGCAGCAGGUGCAGUAGCAGCGAUGUCCUCCAUCACCUUCCCGGCCGUCUCUGCGCUCGUGUCACAGUCUGCUGAUCCUGACAAACAAGGUGUGGUCCAAGGGAUGAUCACGGGGAUCAGAGGUCUGUGUAACGGUCUGGGUCCAGCUCUGUAUGGAUUCGUUUUCUUCCUCUUCAACGUGGAGCUCAACGCCAUGGACCCCAUCCAGGGAGACUUCAGCAUCGACCCUCUGCCCAUGAGCAAUCCCACAGAGCGAGCCCUCAUCCCCGGCCCGCCCUUCCUGUUAGGGGCGUGCACUGUGGUCGUGGCCUUCCUCGUUGCUCUAUUCAUCCCUGAGAAGCCCACCUGCUCCUCCUCCUCCUCCCACCUGUCCCUCAGCGACAAGCCCCGCCCAGACAGCAAAGAGUCAAUGUCCUCACUGGCCGGCGUCCACAUUAACACGCCUCUACCAGGCAGUGACGAGGAGACCCCUCCCACUGCCAGUGACGAGGACUUUGAGCCGCUGCUGCAGGACAGUAUUGUUUGAUUGACAGCUUGAAACCCACACAGGGUGGAGCUUGAUUAAGUGACUCUUUGUUUCAGGACAAAGAACCAGUUAUUCAUUUCCAAGGUGGGACUAAGUGUUCUUUUAUUGUCAAAAGAGUGACGGCAAGAAGCUCCAAUCGCUCCAUCUCUUUACCAGAAGGGAAUAUUAUUUCCUGCUACGGGUACGGAGGUUACAACAUCUGACGAGUGACCAAUGAGGAAGUGUCCUUCUCAAGGGAGCGGGAACUAUACGCUGCUACGAUGUCAUCUGUUAAUUUGACAGUAUUAUGAUUGAAGGAAAGAAGGCAGGGCCAACAGGGACAUCACAGUUACAUGGAGACCAUCGCCUGAUAGAUACAAGGAAGGACCAACUGUGUUUUUCCAAGGAGUGGACACGCCCACUUUUGGGAUACGCCCACUUUUGGGACUGGCCCUCAUAGAGUCCCCCUCUGAAGGGAGGGAGCAGUAUUUUUGUGGCUUUAUUGAAAGGAUUACUGUUCAUCUUUAAGCUUGAAGUUGUUGAUUGUUUUUGUGAUAACAUGAAAAGGUAUUUUUACCUUCAGCUGUAUCAAUCUGAAGCUGUAUUUUAAUUAUUUCUAAUUGGUUCUUGUACAAAAAGACGUCUGCAACAUAUUUACAGCAGCCAAAACAUCAGUGUGGUUUAUAUUUUUGUGCGUAUUGAAGAACAAUUUUUUGUUACAGUUUUUUCUUCUUUUGGCAGGGUUGACGGAUUUUUUUAUUUUUUUAAGUGUACAGUAUCUCACCUGCUGUCGAUGCUAACAUGGUAUGAAUGUGACUAGCUGAGAGACGAGUCAGCAACAUGAAAUCCUACAUGUCCAAAUAUCAGUUUAAAGAUAAUUUAUCCUUAAGUUCACCCAGGGAACUGUCUUAGCCAAAAAAAAAGAAGCCCAGAAGAUAUAUUUAUUGUACAUAUUUUAAAACCCAAGAAUGAAACAGAAAUUAAUUUAAUAACCAAACACCUCACUUUAACAUACCUUUCCUUCUUAUUCCACCGUUCAGUGUCGCUGUUUGUCACUCUACCUCAGAUCAGUGUGUUUUAAAAUCACUUUGAACCUGGAUUUCACGUCACCUUCCUUUUAUUUUUAUAUCAAAGUCACUUUAUAAAAGUGCUGCUGGCUGCUGGCGGGGAAAACCUCCGAGCUGAGACUCUCUGUCAAACUUGCACAGUGGAGGAAGAAGCGUAUUGUUUUUAGUUAUUUUGCAUGCAUCAAGUCAACAAUGACACAUUAUUUCAGGAUUAUGCUCUCGACACAUCCACUGCUUUGUUGUGUUUAUGUUUUAAGUCCUACUUGAGGCACUUAUUUAUUCAUUUUUGUAUAUAUUUCAGAUACAACCCGUUUCUCCAGCACCAAAUUUGAUAUCCACAUAACGUGUUGGCAUAUAUUCUGGUUGCACCGAGACAUCAUGUCACUUACUGUGUUCUGACCUAAAGCGAGUUUUUAGCGACUGUUGAAGGCCAAAAAUGAGUUCUAAUUUUGCGUUAAGCUAUGCAACUUUGGUCUUGAGUUUACGCGGAUCAGUUUUCCCCAAAACUAGAAAGUAUUUCGCCAGAACUGAUCAACCUUUGAAACGAGAAUCUUAAAAUCAGAUUGUCCGAUAAAGCAAUGAUUUAGAUCAUCUACGAAACUCCUCGUGCGUUGUUGUUAUUCUGGCGCUCUUUCAUAUCCCUUUUCGACCAACGCAAACCUUGUUCUAGUUCCGGGCUGGCGCUCACGCUGGUUCGGGGCUACUUAAACUUGCGAACCAACUCAGCACCAGUUUGUUUUUUCUGCCCACUCGAGCCCGUGGAAGAGCCACGUCAUGACGUCACUUCUAUGUGACCACUUUUCCCAGCAGCUCUAGCAGACAACGUAGCAUGCUUGCUGGUGUUGCUCCUGAAGAGAACUUUAUUAGCACUUCUGUACUACUCGUCGUGCUUUACAUGGACGUCAACUUCCCCCCUCGCCCCUGACGUAAGCGAUUCGCGGUUCUAAACCAGCAAAGAGUUGGUGCUGCUCUGGAACCUGUUUUCCUGGUUUUCAUUUGAGCACCGGCUCCGAACCGGCCCUGAAACUGCCUCGGUGGAAAAGGACUAUCAGUCUAUGAUUUAAACCCCAGCACAAUCCAUGCACUGAUUACUUAAGACCUAUUCCAGCCGGCGUCUGACUUUCUAGAUACAGUGAAACUGAGACUCGGUGGAGUCGGAUGGAUUAGUGCUCCACCACUGAAACGGAGCGAGCCUGGUCCUGCAGAAACUUCCUUCGCUCUUGGUCCGAAAACAGAAUCAGCUCGCCAGAUGUAGCUCACUAAACCUCGUUCAUCCUCCAGUUUUACUUCAAACUAUAGAGAACCUUUUUAUUCCCCAGCACUUAACUUCUAAUGGCGUCACGUUGCGGCCGCGUGUCACCGCAGAGUGCCGGUUUAGAGACGCAGUGUGACGCCAUGUUUCCGUCUCCCUUCGUCCGGUGUUGGCGUGCCUUCAACGAGCUCAUGUUUCACCAUCAGCUGACGAUGUCUCCACUUUGUUUCUCUGUCAGCCGGAGAUUCUGCAGACGUGAGGUUUCCCCCGUGCCAGCAGUGGUUUUCCUUUGAAUGAACUUAUACUUGAAGCAUUAGAGAGAGAUUUUAUGAGCUUUAGAGAUGCUGAAGAGUUUAAGAGUAUAUAACUGACACAGAGUGUACAUAGCUAUUUGCUUUAUGACCUUAAAAUGUAAACAUGUGAAUGAUAUAACGGUUUGUAUAUAUGGUGACGAGGCGUGGGUUGGCUUGUUCGUCAUUGAUUCCAGUGCAGUGAAGCUCAAUGGCACUAAAACGGUAUGGAUUUGGGUUCUGCAACCUUUUUACGACAUCACACUGACGUACGAGCAUCAGUCUGUGUUGGUUUUUCUCAUCCAUGCAAACACAUACACACACACUCCCCUCUUUCUCUGUUCUGUUUACAUGCACACCUGUAUCCUGGGAAUCUUUUUCUGUAUUUUUCGUACGUUGGAACACAAAGAUCAUGUACUCUUUUUAUACAACUUUAAAGGUGCUAGAUCAGAUCACGUUUUCUGCUUUUUCUUUCAUCAGUUUGAGCUUUUUUAUCGAUUAAACUUAGGUUUCAUUUCACUAACAUAGCUACACACCCCUCUUUCUGCUUACAGAUAAACCAGCUUCUUUUUUAACGACCCAGAUCCUCUUAUCUAGACAUUUAUAAACCCGGAUUAAGUAAAUCCGGGUUCUGUAGUCAGAAUAUGAUGUUUAUAUCAAUGAGUAUUCCUGAAACCCAUAACUCGUAGGAUAUUAGCGUACAUGUGAGCACUCACUCGCUCAUGGGAGUGGUUUGAUUUCCUGCACCUGUGAGACUGACUCAGCGGUGUAAAUAUUAUACAUGGGUUGGUUGUCUGUAAAUGUGAAGACAUUAGUGUACAUGGGAUUCACUGUAAAUACACUCUGUUGUCUUGUCUGAAGGUGUAUACAAGCAGAUGUUGGUUAUUGGAAAUUAAAACUAAACACUUGCUAUCCA
This is a messenger RNA of Notolabrus celidotus (New Zealand spotty), 5483 nucleotides long. It is a transcript of the gene slc71a2a, whose product is annotated as major facilitator superfamily domain containing 14Ba. Lineage: Eukaryota; Metazoa; Chordata; Actinopteri; Labriformes; Labridae. The transcript is spliced from 13 exons. The record is from RefSeq and is a predicted model, not a curated record. Gene Ontology annotation, molecular function: transmembrane transporter activity. Gene Ontology annotation, biological process: transmembrane transport. Bases 447 to 1979 code for a protein of 510 amino acids. Gene Ontology annotation, cellular component: membrane.